AUUUCUUCUCUCGCCUCACCGAAUCGAAGUCGAAACCAUAGGCGGGAAAACGAAAAGAUCCAAAUCCCCAUCUAGAAAACCCCACCUCACUCUCCGUGUGUGUCUGAGAGAGAGAGAGAGAGAGAGAGAGAGAGAGAGAGUGGAGGCGAUCGAAGCAGCGAAAGAAGCUCGGAGUGCGUUCUCUUUCAUGAUCAGCUGUCAAUCCAUCGGGGCGGAGUUUUGAUAGAUAUGGCGGUGGACGAUUACCACGUGAUAGAGCUGGUCGGGGAAGGAUCUUUCGGGAAGGUGUACAAAGGAAGACGCAAAUACACUAGACAGACCGUUGCAUUGAAAUUUAUUCUCAAGCAUGGGAAAAGCGAGAAGGACAUUCACAAUUUGAGACAGGAAAUCGAGAUACUCCGGAAGUUGAAGCAUGAAAAUAUUAUUGAAAUGCUCGAUGCCUUUGAGACUCCUCAAGAAUUUUGUGUUGUUACAGAGUUUGCACAGGGAGAAUUGUUUGAGGUUCUUGAGGAUGACAAAUGUCUCCCAGAAGAACAAGUUCAGGCAAUAGCUAAACAACUGGUAAAAGCAUUGUAUUACUUGCAUUCAAACCGCAUCAUCCAUCGGGAUAUGAAACCCCAAAACAUUCUUAUUGGCGCAGGAUCUGUUGUUAAGCUUUGUGAUUUUGGAUUUGCACGAGCAAUGUCUGCAAACACUGUAGUCCUUCGUUCUAUAAAAGGGACACCUCUUUAUAUGGCUCCAGAAUUGGUGAGGGAACAACCUUACAAUCACACAGCAGAUUUGUGGUCGCUUGGAGUAAUUUUGUAUGAACUCUUUGUUGGCCAGCCUCCAUUUUACACAAAUUCAGUGUAUGCAUUAAUUCGUCAUAUAGUUAAAGAUCCAGUGAAAUAUCCUGAAAAUAUGAGUGCAAAUUUUAAAAGCUUCUUGAAGGGUUUACUUAACAAGGUACCUCAAAAUAGAUUAACUUGGCCAGCAUUGUUGGAGCACCCAUUCGUAAAAGAACGCUCAGAUGAGCUAGAAGCCAGAGUUAGUUUUCUUACUUCCAAUCUGGGAGCUGAUGCUGAGAAAACUGUUGCUGCUGCUGAUGCAGUUACUGGAUCUGAGAUUGUUGGAUUGACAGAGAGGAUCAUCAAACCUUCUGAUCUCGUAGCUGCCAAUUUGGGGGUGAAAGACAAUUCUAUUACUGAAAGCAACAAAGAAGGGAGCAACAACACCAAAUUCAGUGCUCCUUCGACAAUUCCUGACAGCCAAGAGCAUGCAUCUUCUAUGGACGUGUUAGAUCAUGCUCCUUCAUCAGACAAUCAUGUUUUGGACGCUUUGGAAAAAGGUUCACGUACAGUAAAAGGUGCAAAAAAUAUUAGUCAAGAUAGUGAAGCUUUAUCAGCUGUUUUACAACCACUGCAAACCUGCUCCCAGAGAUCUGCCAGUUCUUUCGGGAAUCCUAAGAUGGAUACUGUAAGCCAGUCCUUCAGAAUUCUCACAAAUUUAAUUGCUGCUGGGACACUUCAAUCAUCUCCAGCUUUGGAUAGCAUAACAUGUGUGCUUCUUGAAUUCACAGCUGCCAUUGCCAAAAUGAAGAUUAGUGAUGCUCAAGGCUUAAUCAUCAAGAGUCUUUCAAUAUUAAAAAAGUUGCUGGAACUUAGCAGAGGUGAAAUUUACAAUUCUUAUUGCAGGCACUGGAGUGCUUUAGUUGAGCUUUAUUCACAGAUUCUGGCAUCAACAACUGAUGCAUCUGGAAGGAUCCACUAUGAAUGUACUGCAUGCAUUGCUGUUAUGCUGUCUCAGAUUGCAAUGGGGCUAAAGCAAUCCAUGUCAUCUGAAAGCUCAAAGCCAAUGGAAAAAUCUUUUUUCCAGAUAGUUGAUUAUGCUAGUGCAUCUGAAAUUUUGGGGCUUUUGCUUGAAUGCUUAACUACUUCUGGGACAAGUCUCAUAUCAGGGUCUUCUAAUAUGGUGCCAGCUGCAUGUGAAUCAUGCAAGGCCAUUUGGUAUCUUAUUAAUUUAGCAGAGAUUAUUUCUGCAAAAGAGCAAGCUUAUGCUUUCCCAUUAGUUUAUUCACGAAGGCAUCCUUCAUUGCAGCCUGAUAUGGUCGAAAAAGAACAAAGUUUACGACUUCACCCAGAGCCAGUUAAAAUUAUUGAGAUAGUUGUGAAUAAUUUUCUUGAAUCGAAAGAAAUUCAAGUAGCCAUUUACUACUGCUUUCACAAUGGUCUAGAGUCUGCAUUAUAUGCUGCUCUUCAGCUUAUGUCAAGGAUUUGUCUGUUGAACACUUCUGCAUGCAAUGUGCUCUGUGGCUUACCAAAUUCAUCAAUUACUGUUACUGAAACAGAUGUGAGUGGAGAUGGAACUAUCGUGUCUGAUAUGUUUUCCUUGUUAUCUUUAUGUGCUUCAUAUUUAAACAAAGAUUCAGGAGAAAAAUGUAAUCAGAAAUGUAAGCUUUCUAACCCCCGUGGGUUGGUUGUACAUUGUUGCAUUGCUUUGGCAACGAUUGCUGAUCGUUUGAGAGUAAUGGGAAAAUGUUCUGCAUUAUAUAUUCUUUCUAAUUCUCAGAAAAAGCAGCGAACACGGCUUUCAGUUCUUGCACAUCUUUCUUUGACUGAUGAUGCUGUGACAAGUUCCAUUCAACCUCACUGUGCAUCAGCAAUGCUGGCUUUAUCAUCAGUUCUAUCUCUUGAAAGUGGCGUGCAUGGGAACUCUAUCUCUGAACACACACUAGCUCUGUUGCCUUCAAUGGCAACACUGCGCAACCUACUUAAGCUUUGCCUGUCUGAUGACAAUGAGAUGAAAUCUUGUGAUGUGCUCUUAAGGCGGCUUGGACUCAAUGAUGCUUGCCUCGGCUUGUUAAAAAUGAGGCUUUUGUGGGGAGGCCCUCUGGGUAUUCAACAAGCAUGUUCCAACGGCAUUCCUCAGCUUCUCGUAAAUAUGUUGGCAGAUGGGCUUAUAAAAGAUCCACUGAAUGAAAAAGAUUGCACGAGUGGUAGAGUCGGAUUAUCUCCGACAGGACUUAUUUGGGCACUUUCUUCCUUGUGUUGCUGCCUCACUGGUGGAAUCUUCCAUGAGAUUUUGUUUAGAAGAGAACACGUGAAGCUCAUAAUUGACAUGAUAUCUGAUGUGCAUCUAAUGGCACUCAACGUUUGGGAGGGACUUGCUGGUGGACAUUCUGGAAUUAGAGAUCUAAUAAACACAGUAGUUGAUCUAUUGGCAUUUCCCUUUGUUGCAGUGCAGAGCUCCCCCAAUAUGCCAUCGACAUCAGCAUCGAUUAACAGUGGCUUUCUCUUGAAUACUGGUUCACCUGGUGGAAGACUUGCUAUGGAAAAUAAGGAUAUGGUCAAAGCUAUUGGGAACAACAUGCCUCACUAUGUUCAAGUUCUUAUAGAGGUCAGUUUUCCUGGACGCAUUCUUUGCAGCUUGGACUAUGUUGACUUGAAAUAUGUGUCAAGGCCCAUUGCCAUUGUGGCAAAAAUGGUUGGGUAUCGACCCUUGGCAUUGCAACUUGUUAGGGAAGGUUUAUUAUCUCCAAACAGAGUACGGAGGCUGCUUAGUGUAUCCAUUCCAAAGGAAGCUAUGCUCGACUUUCUAAUGAUAAUAUCUGACCUUGCCCGGAUGUCAAAGGACUUUUAUGAACCCAUUAGCAAAGCUGGUAUGCUGGAGUUCCUCAAGGACUUUCUAAGUAGUGAUUGUGCUGAUGUACGAGCAAAAGCUUGUAGUGCCAUUGGAAACAUGUGUCGGCACAGUCCCUACUUCUACAGCUCACUCGCAACACAUAGGGUCAUUGAUCUCUUGAUCGAUAGAUGUGCUGACCCAGACAAACGUACUAGGAAGUUUGCUUGUUUCGCUGUUGGGAAUGCUGCAUACCACAAUGAUGUUCUCUAUGAAGAGCUUAGAAGAUGCAUACCUCAACUGACAAAGCUUCUACUCUCAGCCGAAGAAGAUAAAACCAAAGUCAAUGCUGCUGGUGCACUAAGCAACCUUGUUCGAAAUUCCAAUGCCCUCUGUGAAGACAUCAUAUCCCAGGGUGCCAUGCAGGCAUUACUGGAGCUGGUUAGUAACUAUUCUGCCAAAGCACUAAGCCCUAGUAGAGGGCAAACUCAAAAUGAGUCCCCCCUUAAGAUCGUGCUCUUUGCUUUGCGUAAAAUGUGCGACCAUGCUGUUUGCAGACGCUUCCUUCGAUCAUCUGAGCUAUUUCCUCUCCUUGCUCAGCUAAAGAGAUCGCCAGACCCAACAGUUGCAGAAUAUGUGUCGGUCAUCACAAGCAAAGCUGCCCAAACAUGAGUAGUGCCAUUUUCCUUACGUUCUUUGUUUCAACAUGCAUUAUCUCAUGCAAAGAAAUGGACUUGUUGCUUAAUUAUCCUUAAGCUGAGUGUCUUUAUCGACAACCAGAAUGGGAUUACUGUUUGUAUAUUAGACAAGCAUAUUAAUGGCAAUGAAGAUAUAUGGGCUUCAGAACAUGCCACGAGGCGAUAAACAGUGGCCUUGAUCUCACUGUUUGACCCAGGCAUCUGUUUAUAUUCUUGGCUAUGUAUAUGGCUCCACGUUGAUGAACAUUGACACAAAUUGAUGUACAUGCAACAUAUUACAGGAACUGGAUUGGGAUUCUGAUUUA
Messenger RNA from Musa acuminata AAA Group (dessert banana), 4600 nucleotides. RefSeq names its product serine/threonine-protein kinase TIO-like. The transcript has 24 exons. Gene Ontology annotation, cellular component: cytoplasm. Lineage: Eukaryota; Viridiplantae; Streptophyta; Magnoliopsida; Zingiberales; Musaceae. Gene Ontology annotation, molecular function: ATP binding; protein kinase activity; protein binding. The record is from RefSeq and is a predicted model, not a curated record. Gene Ontology annotation, biological process: protein phosphorylation. The coding region runs from base 229 to 4269 and encodes 1346 amino acids.